This is a messenger RNA of Debaryomyces fabryi, 1635 nucleotides long. RefSeq lists its product as uncharacterized. The record is from RefSeq and is a predicted model, not a curated record. Lineage: Eukaryota; Fungi; Ascomycota; Pichiomycetes; Serinales; Debaryomycetaceae. The transcript has a single exon. The coding region runs from base 1 to 1635 and encodes 544 amino acids.
AUGGUGAAAUAUACGCACAACGAAGAGCUUCAGUUUAAGCUUCCCGUCGAAGAGACUUCUGCUGAUCUUAAUUAUGCAAAGUAUUUGGAUGAUCCAAAUAACGACGAUGAAUUUGAUGAGCUGUUUUUACGCCAUGAUGCUAUAUCACAGAAACGAGCGGGAAGCAUUCAAAGUGUUACAAAUAUGAAUCUAGGAAUCUUUGGACAGGAAGAUGGAAUCAGUUUAUUGAAUGCUUUGGAAGUUAAUACUGAUAUAACAGCUGCCGCCUUGCUUCGAGUUCACUUAUUACGGGUUUUAAUGACAAUUUGGCUCUUCUUUCACCUUGGACUUAUACACUGGUUAGAAUGUUUUCAGAACAUAAGAGAGCUUAUUAACCAGUUCUUUUACAUGCUAUGUUGUGAAGCGAAAGAACAAGCCAAAAAGCUGAAAUAUUCAAUUAAAGCUGUUGAUUAUGUUGUUGAGGCUGCCAAUUAUCGAUAUUUUAUUAUUGAGCGGUUCCCACUCGUGUUGUGUCAGUUCCUAUGCAGAAAUUUAAUCUGCUAUAGUCCGUCUGGGUUCAAGGAAUUUCAAGAAUCAUUUCCAGCUGUUGAUAAACUGAUAUUUCCCCAGAGUACAUGCUUAUUAUUGAAAAUCAAUGACAACUUGCUUGCACCUCCACCUGAUAUUCCUCAGCCGUAUUUGGACAGUGAAAAAGAAGUAAAAGUACCCAGUAAAAGAGAAUAUCAACAUGUAUUAUCUUUGAGAAACGAAUAUUUCACGCAAAAGAGAACUCAUCUUGCAGCAGAGAAGGUCAGAUUGUUGAGCGAGAUUGGCAGAUUUGUUACUUGGAACAGCUUACUUUCUUCUAUAAAAUUCGUCGAUAUAUACGAGAGAUUUGGGUGUAUAUGGGAUGGACAUAUUCUUACAGUCGAAGAAAAAUUAGAAAUUUUGGGUGCUUCUAUAUUAAAUGAAUUAUGUUCAUUCACUAAUACAUGUUCAAAGGAUGAAUUAGACCAUUUGAAAAACAUAAUUCCCGAAAUUACUUUGUUCGAUAUUGCAACUGGAACAAAAUAUAUCGUACAUGGAAAUAUUACUGAGGAUUUUGGAUAUGAAUUGGAGUUCCCUGACAGUUUGGAUAGUUCAAAACCCGAAAGGAGAGUUCUAAUGGUCUACCUAAGUGACGGACGUCUGAGAAAGGAAUUGAUGUUGAAUUACGCUCGUCAUGCCAUAAACAAAAAGAGCUUAGAUAAUGGACCCAAUUUUCUUACUUAUACUCCAGAUUUAGUAAUUGUUACGGGCAAAACGUACGAAAAUCCUCUUCAAACAUACGGAUUUGCGUGUGCUGAUGAGAACAGUUCGAGAUCAAAAUCGCCAUUACUUUACUCAAGACACGGCAGGUUUGGGUUUAACCAAUUUUCUAGGUCAAUUUUUAGCUAUAUUUCGAAUAAUUCGUCUUCUUUCUCGAGUGUGGAAUAUCCUGAACCUGCAAGGGACACUGCAAAUGAACCACGCUCUGGCAGUGCUGUUACUUCAAAUAAAAGUAUCUCUAGCUAUGUUAAUCUUCCGUCAAGUCUCUUCACAAGUCUUCUGAAACGAGUUAAAAGAUUAACCCCAUUUGGUUCUACUUCAAAUAAAGAAGUAGCGUUGGAAGAAUAG